Messenger RNA from Trichoderma harzianum CBS 226.95, 564 nucleotides. RefSeq lists its product as hypothetical. NCBI's taxonomy places the organism in Eukaryota, Fungi, Ascomycota, Sordariomycetes, Hypocreales, Hypocreaceae. The transcript has a single exon. The record is from RefSeq and is a predicted model, not a curated record. Bases 1 to 564 code for a protein of 187 amino acids.
AUGAGAUUUGAAAACGUCUUGUACUUGGCAGUUGCCGCUGUGGCUGCUGCCGCACCGGUAGAGCAGACAAAAAAUGUUGUGGAUCCUCACAACAGACUCUGGAAGGACAGUGAAGAAUCGACAAAUGUUGUGGACCCUCACAACAGGCUCUGGAAGGACAGUGAAGAUUCAGUCAACGUUGUUGACCCUCACAACAGACUGUGGAAGGAUAGCGAAGACUCGGUCAACGUUGUUGACCCUCACAACAGGCUCUGGAAGGACAGUGAAGAUUCAGUCAACGUUGUUGACCCUCACAACAGACUGUGGAAGGAUAGCGAAGACUCGGUCAACGUUGUUGACCCUCACAACAGGCUCUGGAAGGACAGUGAAGAUUCAGUCAACGUUGUUGACCCUCACAACAGACUGUGGAAGGAUAGCGAAGACUCGGUCAACGUUGUUGACCCUCACAACAGGCUCUGGAAGGAUAGUGAAGAAUCGACUAAUGUCGUCGAUCCUCAUAACAGACUGUGGAAGGAUAGUGAAGAAUCCACCAAUGUCGUCGAUCCUCACAACAGACUCUGGUAA